Triplophysa rosa is the source of this 2680-nucleotide messenger RNA. RefSeq names its product pseudouridine synthase 7 (gene pus7). The coding region runs from base 663 to 2555 and encodes 630 amino acids. The record is from RefSeq and is a predicted model, not a curated record. Gene Ontology annotation, molecular function: RNA binding; pseudouridine synthase activity. Gene Ontology annotation, cellular component: nucleus. Lineage: Eukaryota; Metazoa; Chordata; Actinopteri; Cypriniformes; Nemacheilidae. Gene Ontology annotation, biological process: pseudouridine synthesis. The transcript has 17 exons.
UGGUGUCAAUUAGUUUACUCAGGCUUAUUAACUUGCAUUCGUUUCUACAACAUCGCAUAUAAUGACAAAGUGCAUUGAUAAAUAUAGAUCAUGAUGACGAGACAUACAUCCUAUGAAAUUUCAUUGUGAUUAGGGUAACGUUACUACGGUUCACGGUUAAAUGUAAGAGUAUUGGCCCGUACUAGAACACGUUAAAUUCUUUGUUUAAAAACACCACAAUAGCCUUUAUCGUAUUAGCGAGAAAUUCAUUAGACGGAUACAUCUGAGGUUGUAAAGACAACGACAAAACAACAACGUCAAACACAUUAAAAGUUAGCGUUUUUCGAGCUGUUAACGAGUCGACUGACGUGACUGACAAUCACAUAAACCAGUGACAUGCGUCGGUGGGCGUGGCUUAAUCCGUAUUCGUUUCCGGGGUCAGUUAUGUGGUAAACGUGCGUGAAUGUUUGAACUGGCACGUGCCUUGUGCGCGCGGUAAGUUCCUGUUGUGGUUCAUCCUAUCGGGCUUGUGUUGCUUUAGAUUCGCUGAGUUCAGUUAAUUUGUGUUAAUGUUCUAUUCAGUUUUCAGUUUGUGUUAAACGCUGUGUUUGUACUUUUACUGGCCAGAGAGAAAUAUUCGAAUAUCCGGCUGUAACACGGUGUCAUUAAACGCUUCUGUGCUAAUGGAGGAGACAGCGGGUUCACCUCCGGUUCUGAGCGGCGAGAAACGUUGCGGUGCACGCGAGGAUCCAGAACCCGCAGCCAAGAGGUUCAGAGUUGAGGAUGAGCACGAGGAAGAGGAGAGCGAAGCAAGAGAUGAGGAGGAGCAGGGGGGUGAUGAAGAGGAGAAGGGAGAUCAUUUUGCUGAUAUGAUGAAGCAUGGCCUCAGUGAGUCAGAUGUUGGCAUUCACAAGUUUAUCAGCGAUCAUGAAGGAUUCUCUGGCAUCUUAAAGGAAAGGUACUCAGACUUUGUGGUCCAUGAGAUUAAUAAAGACGGGAAGAUUGUUGCUUUGGAUGACCUGUCAGUUCCUGCUGAUGUUGAGGAAACAUCCACCGACUGUGAUAACACUGACUGUCCCGUCCUGACAGAAGAGCAGAAACUACAGCUGACCGAGCUACAACUCUUCAAAAACAAAGAGGGAAAUGUGGCCAUCGAGGUGCUGGAAGACUCGAAGGAGAAGCGCACUCUCUUGCACAAAGAGGUGAAGACUCUGUUUCCAGGCCUGGAGACCAAAACUGAAGAGAGAGAAGGAAAGAGAUUCAUCGUGGCGUAUCACGCAGCUGGAAAGAAAGCUCUGUCAGAGGUCAGAAGCUCAGCAGCCCCUCGAAAACAUUCCUGGCCAAAGACUCGUGGAAGUUUCUGCCAUUUUGUGCUCUAUAAAGAGAACAAGGACACCAUGGAUGCCAUCAACGUCCUGUCCAAGUUCCUCAGGGUCCGACCCAACAUGUUCUCAUACAUGGGCACUAAAGACAAGCGGGCCGUCACGGUGCAGGAGAUCGCAGUUCUGAAGAUCAGCGCUGAACGAUUAGCUCAUCUGAACAAGUGCCUCAUGAAUCUGAAGCUGGGAAAUUUCUGCUACAAGAAUCGUCCAUUAAAACUGGGAGAACUGCAGGGAAAUCACUUCACUGUCAUUCUCAGGAACAUCUCGGGCUCACAGGAGCAGGUGGAGCGUGCCAUGACCUCACUGAGGGACACGGGCUUUAUCAACUACUACGGCAUGCAGCGUUUUGGGACCACAGCCAUCCCCACGCAUCAGAUCGGCAGGGCAAUAUUACAGAACAACUGGAAGGAGGUGGUGGAUCUCAUCCUGAAACCUCGUCCUGGAGCGGAGAAAAGUUAUCUGGUGAAAUGCAGAGAAGAGUGGGCACGUUCUCAGGACCCAGAAGCUGCUCUGAAGAAACUUCCGGUCAAACGGUGUGUAGAGGGUCAGUUACUCAGGGGUCUGGUGAUGUACGGCACGAACAACAUCAUCACAGCGUUUGGACUAAUCCCCCGUAACAACCGCUUGAUGUAUAUCCACAGUUAUCAGAGUUACGUGUGGAACUCCAUGGUCAGCAAACGUGUGGAAGAGUUCGGUCUGAAGGCAGUGGGGGGAGAUUUGAUACUCAAGGGGGGCAGUGCUCACGUGUUGUCAGAUGAUGAAGCAGAGAAGCAAUCCAUUCAUGAUGUGGUGAUGCCACUCCCAGGGUUUGAUGUCAUCUACCCCACUCACAGCGUGGGUCAGUGCUACAGUGAGAUGCUGAGCGCCGAUAAUCUGGACAUCAGUAACAUGAGACACAAAGUUCGUGAUUAUUCUCUCGCCGGCGCUUACAGAAGAGUCGUCAUACGGCCCAGGGACGUCCGCUGGGAGUUGAUUCAUUAUGACGAUCCACGCGUGCCUCUCGUUCACACAGAUGUGGAGAAACUAGAAAACAGACCGGCUCCAGUUUACCUCAAAGAGGGGAAAUAUCGAGUACUUAAGAUGGAGUUUUCACUGCCGUCCUCUACGUAUGCCACCAUGGCCAUCAGAGAGGUUCUGAAGAUGGACACCAGCAUAAAAAAUCAGACUCGGCUCAACACCACCUGGUUUAAUUGACCAAUCACAUUGUCCCUCUGCCACACUUACGUGUAUUUAUUAUUUCUUCUCCACAUGUCUUUGAUGAGCUUAAAAUGAACUGUUGCUUUGUAUGCACGACUGAAAAUAAAAUGAACAGUAGGAGG